CGCCCUGUCCGUAAAAACCUUUGGAAUGUAAUACUUGACCUUGUAAGAUUUAAUGCACAUGUUCCUUGCAGCUCGUCAUCAUGCAGCACCAUGGCGGUUCGUCGGCCGCCGUUCCAUUAGCGUAUUCGAUCCACACAUGGUUAAAGAUGGCAAGACCGACCAGCGCCGCUUCAGCACGAACUUUCUCACCUCUCCCUACGUCGAUGGCAUCACCAGGCACUCGGAGGCGACGCACAUAGAUUGCCGCCACCUCGACUUCUUGCGCCUGCAGCUCAUCACGCCUGCGUCUCCGUUGUACACUGCAUCAGCAGAGGAGGCAGCGCUGAUGGCUCCGUUUCCAGACCCGUUUUGGGGGUUCUGCUGGCCUGGGAGCUACGCACUCUGCCGCUUCCUCCUCGAAAACCCCGAAGUCGUGCGAGGCAAGUUGGUCCUCGACUUUGCAGCAGGUUGUGGCAUCGCGUCCAUUGUAGCGUUGCACGUCGGCGCGUCAGCGAGCAUCGCGAACGACAUUGAUUCGUGGGCAUGUACCGCUUCGUUGAUCAACGCCGCCGCGAACCUCCCUGCGUCGACCUUGGCCACGUCGUUUCACGUGUAUGACGGCAACCUUGUCGGCACGCCGUUGUCGUCCGUGCAUGACGCCACCAUGAGUGCCGCGCACCCUCAAUCGACGUCGUCAUCCUCCCCCUCCGACUGGGUCGUCCUUGCGGGCGACGUGUGCUACGAAGAACCGCUUGCCACUGACGUCAUUGCAUGGCUGCACGCGCUGGCCGCUCAAGGCGUCCAUGUCCUGCUUGGCGAUCCCGGUCGGCAGUUCCUUCCCCACGCGCGGUUACAUCCGGUGGCAUCAUACGAGCUGCCUCCGAGCAUCGCCGACGGCAACUUUGGCCUGUCGCCCACUGGGGCUGUGUGGACGUUGUUGCCGACAUCACACCUCCAUAAGCAAAAGUAGUUUGUCAUAACCACAUGGAUGGCCAUGGACGACGAUAUAUCAUUUCUUG
Messenger RNA from Aphanomyces astaci, 998 nucleotides. RefSeq lists its product as hypothetical. Gene Ontology annotation, biological process: peptidyl-lysine trimethylation. Lineage: Eukaryota; Oomycota; Saprolegniomycetes; Saprolegniales; Verrucalvaceae. Gene Ontology annotation, molecular function: protein-lysine N-methyltransferase activity. The coding region runs from base 53 to 949 and encodes 298 amino acids. The record is from RefSeq and is a predicted model, not a curated record. The transcript has a single exon. Gene Ontology annotation, cellular component: mitochondrial matrix.